Molecule: messenger RNA, 2208 nt
Organism: Balaenoptera musculus (blue whale)
Lineage: Eukaryota; Metazoa; Chordata; Mammalia; Artiodactyla; Balaenopteridae
Gene: MFSD11
Product: major facilitator superfamily domain containing 11
Exons: 14
Coding region: 507-1856 (449 amino acids)
Source: RefSeq, a predicted model, not a curated record
CGUCCCUGCCUCGCGCCCCACCCCUGUCCGGCGCGCCUGCGCAGAGCCCGGCGGGCGGGUCGAAAAGCGCGCAGUCACUGCCGAUGGGAGGGGGAGCGGGAUUUGCCGGCAGUUGGAAAGCCCGCGAAACGCUCCUUCCGGCUGCGAAGCGCGCAGUGACGGCAGGAAAGGGAGGUGCUCCCCUAAUGGACUCCGCCUUCUUUUCAUGCCAAUUUCUAAGCUCCACGCAGCUUUUCUGCUCGGACGUCCGCCCCGCCUCUGUCGUGGGGCAUACUCCUUCACCUUUCCCCUCUGUGUUUCCGGCCUCCUCAGACCGCGUCUCCAGGCCCCCUUCCGCAGUUCCUGUCUCCUUCGCUGGGUUCCGCUUUUUAGCACCCCCCCCCCCAACCCUUUGCCGGAGCCCACGAGGUCGGCCCCGCUCCCCUGGAGCAGGAUUGCAGUGGGUUCCCCCGAGGAGAGCUGACUGCCCUCUGCUGCUGCCGACCGUUUGGCAGAGUUGAGCCAAAAUGUCCCCGGAAUCUAAAAAGCUUUUCAACAUCAUUAUUUUAGGAAUUGCCUUUAUGUUUAUGUUCACCGCCUUUCAAACUUGUGGAAAUGUAGCGCAAACUGUCAUCAGGAGCUUAAAUAGCACAGAUUUUCACGGCAGUGGCUAUACCAGCAUGGCAAUUAUUUAUGGAGUGUUCUCUGCUUCAAAUUUGAUUACACCAUCAGUGGUUGCCAUUGUAGGACCUCAACUCUCUAUGUUUGCUAGUGGUUUAUUUUACAGCAUGUACAUUGCCGUUUUUAUCCAGCCUUUCACGUGGUCCUUCUACACAGCCUCUGUUUUCAUUGGAAUUGCAGCUGCUGUACUUUGGACAGCACAAGGAAACUGCCUGACAAUAAAUUCAGAUGAGCACACUAUUGGGAGAAACAGUGGAAUUUUCUGGGCACUCUUACAAUCUAGCUUGUUCUUUGGAAAUCUCUACAUAUAUUUUGCUUGGCAAGGGAAAACUCAAAUAUCAGAGAGUGACCGAAGGACAGUGUUUAUUGCCCUGACAGUGAUUAGCCUUGUGGGGACAGUUCUCUUCUUUCUCAUUCGGAAACCAGAUUCUGAAAAUGUCCUGGGAGAAGAUGAAUCUUCUGAUGACCAGGACCUGGAUGUCAACGAGUCUGCCCAGAACAAUAUGACAAAGGCAGUAGAUGCAUUUAAAAAGUCUCUUAAGUUAUGUGUCACCAAGGAGAUGCUCCUUCUUAGCGUUACAACUGCUUAUACAGGUCUGGAAUUGACUUUCUUCUCUGGUGUAUAUGGAACCUGUAUCGGCGCUAUAAAUAAAUUUGGAACAGAAGAGAAAAGCCUCAUUGGACUUUCUGGCAUUUUCAUUGGCAUUGGAGAAAUUUUAGGUGGAAGCCUCUUUGGCCUGCUGAGCAAGAAUAAUCGUUUUGGUAGGAAUCCGGUUGUGCUGUUGGGCAUCCUGGUGCAUUUUAUAGCUUUUUAUUUAAUAUUUCUCAACAUGCCUGGGGAUGCCCCUAUUGCUCCUGUUGAAGGAACUGAUAGCAGUGCUUACAUCAAACCCAGCAAAGAAGUUGCCAUCUUCUGCAGCUUCCUGUUGGGUCUUGGAGACAGCUGCUUCAAUACCCAGCUGCUUAGUGUUCUAGGUUUUCUCUAUUCUGAAGACAGUGCACCAGCCUUCGCAGUCUUUAAAUUUGUGCAGUCCAUUUGCGCAGCCGUGGCAUUUUUCUACAGUAACUACCUUCUCCUUCACUGGCAACUCCUGGUCAUGGUGAUGUUUGGGUUUUUUGGAACUGUUUCCUUCUUCACUGUGGAGUGGGAAGCUGCUGCCGUUGUAGCCCGGGGCUCUGACUACCGAAGUAUUUGAUGAAGGGCGCCCGCGAGAGGAGGCUGCCUCCUCAGACAGCUCGGCUGGGCCGUAGGGCUUGGUACAGGAGGCCCGCUCUCGUCGUCACAGUACAUUGCAGGGUGUUUAGGAUGGAAAGUCAGCGAUUUAAGACUGCUAAAUCUGCCAGAGUUGGUAUUCAAGUUUACAGAUGUUAGUUGUUUAAAACUGGUGGAAUAAGGGAGACUUGUACUGUCGAUUAUGAUUGUUCAAAGAUGUUGUUUUUCAGUUCGUCUGUCUCGCGUUCCUUGUGAUCAUGUUAUAAAUGUGUAAGUGUUUUCUUCUCCCCCUGUUCUCUUUGAACGAUCAUGCUUUGAUUGAAACUACUAGGCCA